This is a messenger RNA of Arachis stenosperma, 1474 nucleotides long. RefSeq names its product 1-aminocyclopropane-1-carboxylate oxidase homolog 1-like. NCBI's taxonomy places the organism in Eukaryota, Viridiplantae, Streptophyta, Magnoliopsida, Fabales, Fabaceae. The coding region runs from base 146 to 1264 and encodes 372 amino acids. The transcript is spliced from 3 exons. The record is from RefSeq and is a predicted model, not a curated record.
UAAUGUUAUUAGAUUAAUAUUUUCAUGAUUAUUUUCUAUAAUCUUAUCUACCAGGAUAUAUAACAUGUUGAACAUUAUAGGCCAUUAAGAACUAAGAAGACACCCAAAAAAAACACCAAAAAAGAAUUAUAGGUCAUUAAGGAAGAUGGAGAGUGAAGAAGCAAAAGGCACAAUAGUGAAGAAGAUCAAUAAUAGUGAUGAUAGGAUGAGUGCACUGAAGGCAUUUGAUGACACAAAAGGCGGUGUUAAGGGUCUUGUUGAUGGAGGUGUUACAAAGAUUCCAACUAUGUUUCAUCAUCCACUUGAUAAAUUCCCAAAUUCCUCCAACACAGAGCACAACCUGAUUCCUGUCAUAGAUCUUGAAGAUGUUACCAAAGAUCCAAUCACACGCCAACAAGUUGUUUCAAGAAUCAGGGAAGCAUCUGAGACAUGGGGUUUCUUCCAAGUGGUAAAUCAUGGCAUCCCUGGGAGUGUUCUUGAGGAGAUGAAAGAGGGAAUUAAAAGGUUCUUUGAACAAGAUGUUGAGGUUAAGAAAGAGGUAUAUAGCCGUGAUAAUACGAAGCCAUUUGUUUAUAAUAGUAAUUUUGAUCUUUAUAGUUCAUCAGCACUCAAUUGGAGAGAUACUUUUGGAUGCCAAAUAGUUCCUCUGAUUGGCAAACCUCAAGACUUGCCAGAAGUAUGCAGGGAUAUACUUUUAGAGUAUGGGAAUAAUGUUAUGAAAUUAGGAAUCACACUCUUUGAAUUACUCUCAGAAUCUCUAAAUCUGCAUUCAAAUUAUUUAAGAGAUAUGGAAUUGGGUUGUACUGAUCAAAUUAGUUGUGCCGGCCAUUACUAUCCCCCUUGCCCUGAGCCAGAACUCACUAUGGGAACCACCAAACAUUCUGAUGGCGCUUUUCUUACUGUGCUUCUCCAAGACCAUAUUGGUGGCCUCCAAAUUCUUCAUAACGACAAAUGGGUUGAUGUACACCCUGUGCCUGAAACUUUAGUGGUUAAUAUUGGUGAUCUUCUACAGCUACUAACGAAUGACAGAUUUAAAAGUGUUCAACAUAGAGUGUUGGCAAAUAAAAAUGAUUCCAGAGUAUCUGUUGCAUCUUUUUUUGGCUAUAACAGUCUCGCUUCAUCAACAAAGCUCGUCAGUCCGAUAAAAGAAUUAUUAUCUGAAGACAAUCCUCCGAAAUUUAAAGAAACCACAAUUGCAGAGUAUGUAGCCUACUUUAGAGCCAAAGGCCUUGGAAACAAUCCUCUUCAAGACUUUAGGAUUUAAGUUGAGAAUUUCUGAAUAGAGGUGCCUUGGUUUGGUUAGCACUUAGCAAUAUAAUUGAAACUGAAUAAACUAGAUAUAUAUGUUGGAAGUAUUGAUAAUAUUUAAAAAGCAAAAAAUUGUAUAAAUAUGAAUCCUAGUUCUUGGUCUACAGAUUUAUGGGCAUCUCACAACCACAUCUAUUCUAUUAGAGGUAUAGUUUUUAGUUGAAAA